AUGCUUCUCGAACCUAUCGAUUCCGCCUUCUCCCCCGCCCGCUCCAUCUUCAAGCGCUGCAAGCAGUGCGAAACCUCCUCCCCCGCCUGUCCCGCCUGUCCCGAUGGCUCAACAUGCACUAUGAGCGCGCAGACAUGCGACUCGUGCGCCACAACGAAAUGUAUCUCCACGGGCGGCUCCCAGCCAUCCGACUCCGGGGGCAGUGACGCCGGUGCCAUUGCUGGUGGCGUCAUCGGUGGUGUGGCCGCCAUUGGCCUCAUUGUCUUUCUGAUCUGGUGGUUUGUCAUUCGGAAGAAGCGCCUGGAGCGCGAUGAGGCAGAGAAGAAUGGCUCGUUCGCCGCCGCUCGCAGUGAACGCCAAUCUAUCGCCUCGACCGUCCUGACCCGUGCUUCCAACGUCAUUCAAAUCGCCUACAUUCCUGGUGUCACCAAUCGCUCUCCACCUGAGACACCAGCCUCCCUCGUUCCUCCCGUCCCCCCUCUUCCCGGUGCCUCGCCCGACCAACACUUCUUCAUGCCCGGUGACCUGCGUGACUCCUCCUGGACCACGACCACGGGUCACCAGAGCAUCUCGCCCACCUUGCGCAGCAGUGUCGCGACCACGAUCUACCGCAAUGACGCCAUCGUCAGUGCCGUGCCCGCCCAACAGAUUCAACGCUCUCGCGCCGCCGUCGUCAGCAUUCACAAUGGAGGGGCUGGCCCCAACGCCCCCGGCGAUGACUCCCCUGUCGCUGUUACGAUCACUCCCGCAGAUGCCCCUGCCGUUCCCGCCAUCACUCCCGCACAGCUUGCCCGCGCAGAAGCGGUCAAGGGUAACAGCUCAUGUGUGGCUCGUAGUGUCACUGCGAAGCCUGUAAUGGUCCGCGGGCCCUCCCUCAAGAAGAAGGAAAACCAAGCACCACCCACCAAUCGAAUCGAAGAAGUCUCCGAGCACAGUAAAAGCGCCAACAACAGCCGAGCAGUGUCAAGCGCCAGCGACCGAUUCGACCAUAACAUCUCUACCUUCGACGGUUCCUCCUCAGACGAGGAGGACGAAGCAUACCCCUCUUCAACGGCCAAUCUGGAGACGGGUUCUUCCCAGCGUCAAAAAAACCGAUCAUCCGGUCUAAGUGAUGGACGAAGCUCUCCUCGGACACCACCCGCCCGAGUAGAGAGUCCGUUCUCGGAUGCUAAUGAGGUGAAAUGA
Messenger RNA from Penicillium brevicompactum, 1185 nucleotides. RefSeq lists its product as uncharacterized. The record is from RefSeq and is a predicted model, not a curated record. The coding region runs from base 1 to 1185 and encodes 394 amino acids. The transcript has a single exon. NCBI's taxonomy places the organism in Eukaryota, Fungi, Ascomycota, Eurotiomycetes, Eurotiales, Aspergillaceae.